AUGGACAGCUUCAUCAACAGCAUGAAAAUCUUCGAUUGGCUUCGGGCACCGACGCGCGACAAUGACGGUGAUGAUCUGCGUCAGAAGACGGACCAGCAAACCCCAAAGACCCAGCCCCAGUGGCAUGAUCCCGAUGAACGCGCUACCCUCUACCAGACCUUCGUCAAGGAGCGUCUUGAGCUACAACGGAGCCUCAACAAGAAGAUGAUGCCGCAGUCAAAACCGAACAGCCCCCACAUCAAGAAGAUGCAGAGGGAGAUGGCUACUUUGAGACACGAAAAGGAUGACUUGCAGCGAAGGUUUGUGGAUGUCCAGGACGAAAUGCAUGAGUUGGAGCGAGCGUUUAGGAAUACCUGUAAGACGCUUGCUCUUACGCAGGUGGAGGUUACCAAGCUGAGGCCGGAGAAAAAUAAGUAUCGCUGUCCGGUGGAUAUGGACAUUGACGAGUUUCUGAGAAGGGGAAGGGAAAGAUUGGAGCAGGUCGAAUAG
Podospora pseudocomata is the source of this 489-nucleotide messenger RNA. RefSeq lists its product as uncharacterized. The transcript has a single exon. The record is from RefSeq and is a predicted model, not a curated record. Bases 1 to 489 code for a protein of 162 amino acids. Lineage: Eukaryota; Fungi; Ascomycota; Sordariomycetes; Sordariales; Podosporaceae.